AUGAACUCUGGGGGCCUGAGGAACCAGCGGGGCAGCGGCGGCGGCGCCCGGGUGGGACUGUGCCUGCUGUGCGGGCUGCCCGCGGCCGGCAAGUCCACCCUGGCCCGCGCCCUGAGCCGCCGGUUACCGCAGCGCCGGGGCUGGGCCUGCGCGCUGCUCACCUACGACGAGCUGAUCCCGCCGGAGGCCUUCCGCCCGCGCGUGCCGGGGGCGGGCCCGCACGAGCCGCCCCCAUUGCUGCCUGGCUGGAAGCAGAGCCGCCGCGAGCUGCUGCAGUGUCUGGAGGGAUUCCUGCGAGCGCUGCUCACCGGGACGCCGCUGCCCGGUCCCGCGCAGCCGGGCUGGGAGCGCUUCCUGGGCUGCUGCCACCGGCAGGGGCUGCUGCCUGCCGCGGAGGGUGAGCCCGGAGCCGCCUCCCAGCCGCUCCUCCUCCUGCUGGAUGACAACUUCUAUUACCAGAGCAUGCGCUACGAGCUGUACCAGCUGGCCCGCAAAUAUUCCUUGGGCUUCUGCCAGUUAUUUUUAGAGUGUCCACUGGAACGCUGCCUGCAGAGGAAUCGCCUCAGAAGUGAUCCUGUGCCUGAGCAGACAAUACAAUUAAUGGCAAGGAAAAUAGAAAUGCCAGAUCUCAGGAAAAACGCUUGGGAGCAGCACAGCCUCAUUCUGAAUAGUUCUGAUUGCAUCUCAGAGGAUGAUGAGCAGAUCAUGAACUUGCUGGCCACUGCUUUGGAAAAUCCAGAGAGGCCAAACGAGGAGGACACAGAGCAAAAGGAGGCAGCUCGAGCCAUCUGUGCAGCCAGUGCUGUCCAUCAGGCUGACCAGGCGUGCAGGAGAGUCAUCUCUCAGGCAAUGCAGGAUGCCAAAGGUAAAAACGUUCUCCCAAGUGACAUGAGGAGCCUGGCAGAAGAACUCAACAAACUGAAAGCACAAUUUUUGGAAGACUUAAGGCAAGGAAAGACUUUGAAAACCCAAUAUUCUGACCCUGCUACAAGUGUUAUUUCUUCAUUCCAACAUGAGACAACCAAUGUAGUAAAUAAAUACAUUUUAAAAUAAUGACACAGAGAAUAUGUUGGGUAUUUAGGAGUUUCAAAUGCAGUCUCUGAGCACUCUGCUGAGAGAUCUAAGGUGCAGCUCCCUUCCCUGGAGCCCCUGUGCCUCCUCUCCCCACGAUAUGGAAGAGUUUAAUCAAGUCUAACCAAGCUGUUCU
This is a messenger RNA of Sturnus vulgaris (Common starling), 1207 nucleotides long. It is a transcript of the gene PSTK, whose product is annotated as phosphoseryl-tRNA kinase. The record is from RefSeq and is a predicted model, not a curated record. Lineage: Eukaryota; Metazoa; Chordata; Aves; Passeriformes; Sturnidae. Gene Ontology annotation, molecular function: tRNA binding; kinase activity.